AUGAAGCUCCUAUCCAUCGUAUCUCUCACUGCGCUCUCGCUGGCUGUUGCUGUGCCGAGCACUGGAGCUGCUCCUGUGCCAAACGUGCCUUGGAACCCGGAAAGCAGGGGCAACCAAGUAGCUGCAUGGUGGGACUCCUACUUGAGCUCGGCAGCCUCGAGGCAGUCGCUGGGCCCUGAGGACAUCUGGAGAUCGAGCCGCGACGAGCUCUCGCAGCAUCUAGAUGCCUUCCAUCAGCGUCUGAAUCAGCUCGAUUACCUGAAAAGAUGGGUGCUCAGCAACAAGAUGACGCGAUCCGCGCUGACGACCGAGCAGCGCAAUACCCUUGCGAAGCCUUUUAUGCCUUGGAAGGGCAAGACGCUGUCCAACGUGUACGCGAACCGCCAUGGCAAAGCGCGAGCUUCGUACGGUAGUGCCGAUCUCGGUUUGCUACCGAAGAAAGGCUCAGCGGAUGAGGUCUUUGUGACAUACUAUGCGGAGUUCGAGCCUUGGAUACCCAACCUCGCUUCGUCGCUCUGUGCUCUGCUGGCAGUGGCUAUGCUCCCGCUGCUCCCUCCUGCUCUCUGCACCAGCGACUCGGAGGACGAGUCCGAAGGGUUGGAUUUAUCGCUUCGACUCGGACAACGUCUGGAGCAUCAUGAUGCUGCCUCGCUUGACAGUCCUGCGACCUUAGCAUCAGGCUCUUCUCAUUCUGGGAGGGGUUCUACGCUGCACGAGCUGACGCAGCUGGGACAUGUUCCCGCGCCGCCCUCUUUGUACGAAUCUCAAAUGCUUAAUCGGAUGCAGCAAGCCGCGGCACCCAGCGAGGCGAGCUCCAGCAUGUCUGGCUUUCCGAGACAGGACGCUGACCGCCGCAUAGAGUACGAUAUCGCUCCGAUGAGCUGGAAAAGGUACGCUGACAGGUAUCUCGGCAAGCCAGUUCCUCCUUUCAUUGUCGGCGGCGAAUUUCACCCGCAACAUGCAAUCGCCUUCCAACAGCGAAUCCUCAGCCUCAACACAGCGAAGAACAACCUGGCGGAAGGUCCGCAGGCUCUGCCCGGUCUGAAGGGCAAGACCAGCUCGCUUAGCAUACUCAUCCGCAUAAAUACCGGGACGAGGAGCCAUUCUGCGAGGUCUGAGCCGCAAAAGCUUCUUAUGAUGCGUCUUGCAGUACUGUCAUUCCUGCUAGCGAUCUCGUUGUGCGCGUCUGCUCCCACUGGUGGCAAUGUCGAUCUGACGCUGCGGCUGGGACCCGCUUCGACUCCUCAAGCUGCAAGCGAUGGCUCGACCCCGACGGAUCUGACGCUGCGGCUGGGACCGGCUUAUACUCCUGACUCUCCCGGUACAAGCGAUAGCUCGACCUCGUCGGGUGAAUACGUGGCCGAGCACCCCGUACUAGCGCUGAGGGAUGGACAGCUGCCGAAAGAUCCCACGUUCAUUCCCGCUGAAGGCUCUAUCAGAGCCGCAGUCCAGGACCUUCGUGGUGCUUCCUCGCGCAGGCUGUUCCCGUUUAUCCCACGAUUACGAAAAGUCGAUCCCGGGAACCUGGUGGGGCCCGACGUAAGGGCACGUCGACUCUGGGAAUAUUACACUCGCUAUCACCUCAAUACCCCCGUGCCCGCGGUAAUCCAGGAUGGAAGAUUCCAUGCCCAAGAAGCUCUAUUGCUCCAACGUCGUAUCGAAAGCCUUGUUCGAGCCAAGACUCUCUUUAUCAAAUUGAAUCGAGGAAGAUCAUUCAGCAAAUCCGAGAUGGGAGUGCUCACCAGGCGAUUCUUGAACUGGCGCAAGGUCACGAAGAAUGUUGCAUCUAGUCGCGCCAGCGUAUUUGCACCGAGCAACCUGCGAGCAAAGGUCGCCAUCGACAUCCAGACGUUGCAGCGUGACGAAGAGCUCCUUCGCCGGAUCGCCCAUUAG
Moesziomyces aphidis is the source of this 1893-nucleotide messenger RNA. Lineage: Eukaryota; Fungi; Basidiomycota; Ustilaginomycetes; Ustilaginales; Ustilaginaceae. The record is from the annotation of a GenBank genome assembly.